Messenger RNA from Stylophora pistillata, 741 nucleotides. RefSeq lists its product as uncharacterized. Gene Ontology annotation, cellular component: cytosol. The record is from RefSeq and is a predicted model, not a curated record. Gene Ontology annotation, molecular function: phosphoglycolate phosphatase activity. NCBI's taxonomy places the organism in Eukaryota, Metazoa, Cnidaria, Anthozoa, Scleractinia, Pocilloporidae. Gene Ontology annotation, biological process: DNA repair; dephosphorylation.
AUGGCGGACGAACUAAACAAAACUGCGAACGUACCGGCAAACAUAAAAUUGUUCGUGUUUGAUCUUGCAGGUACAACUGUAGAUGACUCGAUUGAGGGUGUACCACUUGUGGCUAUCGCCAUGAAAGAAGCAUUUCACAAAAAUGGCCACAGCAUCGACGUGAGUUUAGUCAAUAAAUACCGUGGAAUGGAGAAGAGAGACGCAAUUCAGAGUAUCUUAAACGAGGUACACGAGUCAAACGAGUCAACCAACACGAAAUCUAACGUCGGUGUCGACCUCUUAUUCAAGGAUUUCAAUUUUUUUCUAAAUCAGAAUUUAUCAUCGAUUAAAAACGAAAUCCCAGGAACAACUGAAGUUUUUCAGAAGUUGAAAUCCACAGAAGCGAAGAUUGCUGUUGGCAGCGGCUUCCCGCACAGUGUCGUUGAAACUAUCACAGAUACCUUGAACUGGUCCAGCCUGGUCGAUUUUGUCUGUAGCGCAGAGAAAGCGGGUCAUGGAAGGCCUCAUCCAGCAAUGAUCCACUCGGCUAUUAAAUUUUUUGGGAUAAUGGAUCCCCGAUCAGUAGUCAAAGUUGGGGACACUAAGGUCGACGUUGAAGAAGGGAAGAACGCUGGUUGUUGGACGAUCGCAGUGUUAACUGGGACACAGAGCAGGGAGUUUAUUGCAGAGUGUAAACCGGAUUUUAUCAUCAAUAGCAUUGCUGAUUUACCUGAUCUAUUGUCAGGGACAUUCCAUAUAUGA